Molecule: messenger RNA, 1568 nt
Organism: Cyprinodon tularosa
Lineage: Eukaryota; Metazoa; Chordata; Actinopteri; Cyprinodontiformes; Cyprinodontidae
Gene: hpxb
Product: hemopexin b
Exons: 10
Coding region: 85-1377 (430 amino acids)
Biological process (GO): heme transport; intracellular iron ion homeostasis
Molecular function (GO): heme transmembrane transporter activity
Source: RefSeq, a predicted model, not a curated record
UCGGUAUAAAAGCACAGGUUGAAUUGUUGCUCAUCUACACUACAGCCUUGUUCCAGUGUGAGACACCACAUCAGCAGAGUAAACAUGGAGCUUUUGGUGACCAGAAGUCUGUAUCUGUGCGCUCUGUUUGCUCUCUCCUUGGCAGCACCGCUACAAGAUGCUGCUGUUGAAGAUGGAGGUUCCAGCCCUGCAGUUCCAGAUCGAUGUGCUGGUAUUGAGUUUGAUGCCAUCACACCCGAUGAAAAAGGAACUGCCCUCUUCUUUAUAGGGGACCAUCUGUGGACUGGCUUCACUGGUCCAGCUCAGCUCUCCAAUCUGCACUUUAGGGGGCUGAGUGGUGCUGUCAACGCCGCUUUCCGCAUGCACAACACUGAAAAUCCAGAUGACCACGAUCACAUCUACCUUUUCCAGAACGAUAAAGUGUACAGUUAUUUCAACCAAAAUCUGGAGGAAGGGUAUCCAAAACAAAUACAAGAGGAUUUUCCUGGAGUGCCCACUCACCUGGACGCUGCAGUGGAGUGUCCCAAGGGAGAGUGCGUGACUGAUUCGGUUUUAUUCUUUAAAGGACAUGAUGUGCAUGUGUAUGAUAUUGCCACAAAGACCGUGAAAACCAAGACCUGGUCACACCUGCCCUCGUGCAAGUCUGCCUUCCGCUGGCUUGAGCACUACUACUGUUUCCACGGACAUAACUUCACCCGCUUCCACCCCAUCUCAGGAGAGGUGACUGGUACUUACCCCAAGGAUGCACGACAUUACUUCAUGAGCUGCCCCAACUUUGGUCACGGAGGUGAUCGUAAACCCCUAAAAUGCAGUGACGUCAAGCUGGAGGCAGCCACCACAGAUGAUGGAGGAAGGAAGUAUUUCUUUACAGGUAGAGUGUACCUGCGUGUUGACACACACCGCGAUGGGUUUCAUCCCUUCCCAAUAACUAGGGGAUGGAAAGAAGUCAAUGACGGGGUCGAUGCCGUUUUCUCCUACUCUAACAGGAUGUACUUGAUUAAGGGGGAUCAGGUGUACAUCUAUAAAGCAGACGCUCACUUCACCUUGAUUGAAGGCUACCCUAAAACCGUGAAGGAGGAGUUGGGCAUUGAGGGCCCUGUGGAUGCUGCUUUUGUAUGCCCAAAUCAACACACUGUUCAUAUAAUUCAAGGGAACAUGAUGCGUAACAUCGACCUUACUGCCACACCCAGGGUCAUCGACAGAGAACUGCCAUUGCCGCUAUCCGACAUAGACGCCGGUCUGUGCGGUGAAAAUGGAAUCAAUCUAUUUAAAGGCUCACAGUUUUAUCACUAUGAAAGCGCCAUGAUACUGGCGGCAGGAAGGAUCGCCCCUCAGCCCCAGGCCAUAACCUCAGCAAUGAUGGGAUGCCAGGAUUAGGGAACAGUCACAAACACGUUCAAAUAAACAUCAUAAAACAAACCAUAAAUAAAUAAUACCCUAUUAGAAUAACCUCUGGCAUGGAAUUAAAAUAAAUGGAGCAAAGUAAGGUAAAUAAGUGGAACCUUGGAAAAGCCUUGUUUCAAAGUUUGUCUUUGAUUUGGUGAAUAAAAAGAAAGAAAAAAAAAAAA